CCCUGACCUCUUCUACACCACACUGGAACUCCGGAACCGACAGCUACCGACUUCAGUCCAGAUGUCUACGUCGAACACCCCACCCGAGGAAACUCCUCCUUCGCCAUCACCGGCCCUUGUACUCUCAAAACCGCGUGACCCAGGAAACUUCAGCGGAUCCGGUGAGCAAGAUGUCGAGGAAUGGCUACUACUUUAUGAGCGCAUCAGCACGCACAACCGGUGGGACCCAACCAUCAUGCUCGCCAACGUGAUUUUUUACCUCAAAGAUACAGCCCGAACCUGGUUUUUAACGCAUGAAGAAGGCAUCACCUCGUGGGACACGUGCAAAGAACAACUCCAACACCUUUUUGGCGACCCGAUCGGACGAAAGCUCUCGGCUAAGCGGAAGCUUGCUUCGCGCGUGCAGACACCCACAGAAUCAUACAUAGCGUACAUCCAAGACAUCCUUUCGCUCUGCCAAAAAGCUGACCCCAACAUGCCUGACUCUGAAAGAGUGCCUCACAUCUUGAAAGGCAUUGCAGAUGAUGCAUUUCAACUUUUAGUUUUCAAGGAUUGCGCAACAGCAGAUGCAGUUAUCAAGGAGUGCCGUCGAUUCGAAGAGGCGAAAAAACGUCGCAUCACAGCGAAUUUCAUCCGCCUCCCGAACACAGCACCAACAUCAUCAUGUGAGGACCCAACUUCUCAGAGUCAUCAUAUAGCAAAAAUUGUCCGACGUGAACUUGAAGCAAUGUCGCCUUCCAGUUCUCUACAUGCACCUGCUGAACCGGAACCCGCCGUGCCCAUAUCAACUGUGCAAGCUAUUGUAAGAGAAGAAAUGAAUAAGUUUCACGCACCGACAUACACAACCGGGCGCCGCUUCCCUCUUGUCCACCAGACUCCUAACUCCCCUCCCCCUGGCAACUUCUCUGAUGAGAAAAACGUCCUGGAGGCUCCUUCCAACGCAGCAGUUGUUGGGCUUCUCAUAAUCGGGAACAUUGUGGCCAACCUCGUCAGCUUUCUCGCCUUCAUGGCUUUCCUGAACAGUUUACUGAGCUGGGCUGGACCAGUCAUCAACAUGGAUUUCAUCACCUCGGAGGUGUGUAAAGAUCGAAAACACUUCAAUCUUUAG
Messenger RNA from Ixodes scapularis (black-legged tick), 1108 nucleotides. RefSeq lists its product as uncharacterized. Bases 62 to 1108 code for a protein of 348 amino acids. The transcript has 2 exons. The record is from RefSeq and is a predicted model, not a curated record. Lineage: Eukaryota; Metazoa; Arthropoda; Arachnida; Ixodida; Ixodidae.